Molecule: messenger RNA, 2016 nt
Organism: Dentiscutata erythropus
Lineage: Eukaryota; Fungi; Glomeromycota; Glomeromycetes; Diversisporales; Gigasporaceae
Source: the annotation of a GenBank genome assembly
AUGUGGAAAAAUUUACCAUUGAUAUUUACUCUUAUAAUUGCAAUUUCAAGCAAUUUUGCUUUUACAACAACACCCUCAGGAUGGAAAGGUGAUGAAUUACUUCCCUUUCAAGAUGCAUCUGGUCAUCUUAUUGGAACAUAUUCAAAUCAAUCUUUAAAUGAAAGAGCCGCCACCUGUAAUCCCGGAUAUUAUCAAUGCGCAGGGUCCAGUUUAUGUUGUUCCUCACUAUGCGGUUCAAUAUGCAGUAGUAGUACUUGUUGUGAGGCACUUGCUGUGGAAUUUAUUGUUGUUCAUCGACCUCUUAUUGUUGCGAAAAUAAUGGUUGUUGUCAAUCAGGUAGCACUUGUUGUAAUGGAAAUGGUUGUUGUAAAUCAGGUAGUACUUGUUGUGGAAAAAAUUGUUGUGAGUCAACGACCUCCUUUUGUUGUGGCGGGUCUAAUUGUUGCCCAAAUGAUUUUCAAUGUUGUGGAAAUGGUAAUUGUUGUACAGAAUACGAAUAUUGUAGCGAUGGAAUUUCAAGCUUCAGUAUUAAAAUUGGCAAAAGACAAUAAUUAUAAUGAUGAAGAAGCGAAUAAGGUAGAUGAAACAGCAAAACAAUUAAUAGAUUGUGUGAAUAAUUUUGGAAUGAGUUUGGUAAAGGCGGGUUUACAAAAAAACAAUUCUUGUAUCUCAUGUGAUCAGGCAAAUACUUUAUCUGAUUUUAAUACAAAUUCAACACCAUCAACAGAAGAGACGUUAGCAAUGUUAAAAUUGUUUUAUUCAAUAGAACAAGCAAUGGUGGAUGCUACUAAAUAUAGUUGUUCUCAAAGUAAUACGAGUACUAAAAGUUCUCAAGAUACUCUAACUUCAGGAUAUAAUUCAAACUCUGUCAGCAAUUCCCUUAUAACAAUAGGAAUAAUUUUAAGUUUGACAAUAAUGAAUCUACACUUUGUAUAUGGAGAUACUCUGAUAAGCCAAUUUUUUCCACCACCAGAUUUCGUUAAGGAAGCUGCAGAGCAUGCCAUUCAUCAUAAUGAAUGCAGAUUUCGUCUACGAAAAACAUUGGCAAAUAUCUAUAGUCCCCUACUGAAUAGAAUACUUGACCCAGAAACUGAAAUAUUGAUUUCUGCUGGUGCUUCCGAGGGACUUUACUCAACCUUCGCGGGUUUUUUAGAUAACGGUGAUGAAGUGAUUUUAUUCGAACCAUUUUAUGACCAAUACAUUCUAAAUAUUACGAUGAAUGGCGGCGUACCCAUCUAUGUGCCAUUACGUCCUCAAGGCAAUACUAAAGAUAAACUAGAUAUGAAUGAACUAAGAUCAAAAUUAACGAAACAAAGUAAAAUCAUUGUUCUGAAUACUCCUCACAAUCCGAUCGGAAAAGUUUUUUCAAUCGAAGAAAUAACAGAGAUUAGUAAAAUUGCACAGGAAUUUAACUUGCUAAUCGUAAGUGAUGAAGUAUAUGAUAGACUUUAUUAUGAACAAAAUAUUCACAAACGUAUAGCUAAUAUUCCGAAAAUGUGGGAACGUACAAUCACCCUUGGAAGCUGUAGUAAAACAUUCGGUGUUACAGUAUUAGCUGCACAUACGAGAAUUGUAUUUUGCGUAAAUUCACCGUUUCAAGAUGCAAUAGCUACUUCCUUAGAAAAAGCCGAGCAAUUAAAAUACUAUGAAACCAAUCGUAAACAAUAUGAAAAGCGUCGUGAAAAACUAAUGAAGGCAUUAUCAAAUGUAGAAUUACCAUACACAAUACCACAAGGUAGCUUCUUUAUUUUAGUGAAUAUUUCAAAGAUUCGGAUUCCAUCGGAUUAUCAAUAUCCACCAGCAAUAGAAUUCAGGCCAAAAGAUUAUAAAGUCUGUUACUGGAUGGCAAAGGAAAUUGGAAUUAUAGCAAUACCAUCUAGUGAAUUCCAUUGUGAAAAGAAUAAACAGUUAGCGCACGAUUAUGUAAGAUUCGCAUUUUGUAAGACUGAUGAAACUUUGAAUCAAGCCGCAAUUGCGCUACAAAAGCUGAAGAAUUAUAUCGAUAUCAUAGAUUAA